Messenger RNA from Paramisgurnus dabryanus, 4366 nucleotides. RefSeq names its product peroxisomal biogenesis factor 1 (gene pex1). Gene Ontology annotation, cellular component: peroxisomal membrane; cytosol; peroxisome. Gene Ontology annotation, molecular function: ATP binding; ATP hydrolysis activity. The record is from RefSeq and is a predicted model, not a curated record. NCBI's taxonomy places the organism in Eukaryota, Metazoa, Chordata, Actinopteri, Cypriniformes, Cobitidae. Gene Ontology annotation, biological process: protein import into peroxisome matrix.
CUUAUCUACUUAUAAUGUCUGAGUUGCAGCUCGUAUGUACAGUUCAACUGGCUCUGUAAAACGACAAAUUAAUUCAAAUAAGAAAUAAUCUUUUGGAGGAGCGAGGUUUCAGCGCCCUCGCAUGCAAUGUUGGGAGGUCAGGGAAUACAACCUAUCACGGUGGUCUUCAACAACUCCAAAAACUGCUUUCUUCACUUGACAGCAAACUUCGCCAUUCAUCUCGGUCUCCAUGAGAAACAGAUCUUGGAGCUGUCAUGGGGUGUUUCUGCACCUGUGUUCCUCAGCUGGAUCAGAUCCAGACAGUCUUCAGGUCAAGAGGAUAGAGUUGAGAUCAGCAGACAGCUGGGAGAAAAGCUUGGACUCAAAGAGGGAGAGCAGGGCUUCUUGCGGCCAUGUCAUCAGGUUCAGUCAGUGCAGCAGGUGUUUGUAGAGCCUCUGUCCACAGAUGACUGGGAGAUACUGGAGCUCCACAGCAUGGCUCUCGAACAGCAACUCUUGGAUCAAAUUCGAGUUGUCUACAAUGGCGGUGUGUUCCCUGUAUGGGUGGAUCAACACACUGUCAUCUACAUAAGGAUCGCAUCCCUAUCUCCAUCUGUUCCAUAUGGCCGAUUGGAGCAGUUCACCGAGCUUGUUGUCUCCCCAAAACUUCAUCUAGGAGGAGAAGAGCUCCUCCAAACUUAUGCCAUGGAAACAAAUCAGCAUUUACAAAGACAGCAGAAUGCUGACCUCACAUAUACCUCUGCUUUGUCCUCCAGCAUCCAUCAGGAAACCUCCAGAGAUCCUCUGGAGAUUCCGAAUGAGGGUCAACGGAGUGGUAUAGCCGACCUGAAAAGCCUGAUCGGAUAUUUGUUUACAGGACAACGCAAGCCUGCCACAGAGAAUCUUGCAGUUCCCACCAUUCCCACUUUACUGAAAGAUUGUUUUCUCAGAACAUGUGGAACCCCUCCUAAAUCUAUCAACCACCGUGGGUCAUGUUAUGGAGAUGUACAUAUACUACCAUGGAACCUGCAAGAGCAAGAAAACUGGAGUCCAGGGCAGUCCGCUUUAACAUACGGGAAACUUUCAAUCGUUCUUUCUCCUAAAGAAAUCAGGGAGAGAGUCAAGCAGGCCAUGGAGAAGAAGAAAAUCAAAGACGGACCUCAAAAAGAAAAAGACCCAGAGGAAAGUAAGGAGAACAGUGUUGUGGUCAGGAUGCUCUGUCACAAUAUAGAGAAGCUGCAGGAAGAUCAAAAGUUUGACAGAAGUGAAGAAAUUUACUCUGGGAAAGUUUGGAUCCCAGAAGUGAUGCAGAAGCGAUUAAGGAUAGACAUUCAUUCUCCUGUCAGAAUACAGCCUCUAAAAUCAACACCCAGGGUAGCAGAGGCAGUCGUUCUCCAACCAUUACAACCUCUGGCAGAUAGUGAGAGAGAGGACGAGCUACAGACUGCAUUUCUUGACUGGCUGCAUGCUCAGAGUCAUCAGCCGCUCUCCUGUCUGACGCCACGCUCCAACAUAAUCCUCUUACACUGUGCUGAAGGAAAGGCUGAAUUUGCCUUAAGUGUGUUGAAACCAGAGCAAGAGCAAGAAGAUGAGAUGUUCUUUCUAUCGACUGGUUUAUUAAAGAAAACAGACAUACAGAUUGUAAAGGAGCUGCAUCAUUUGGACCAGGGGGGCUCUUCAGACUGUGAUAAUAAAGAUCAAUUUCUUGGUUUCCCCAGUCUCAGCUCUCUUGGUGGGAUAGAGGAUAUCAGCAGAUUGGCCUUUGAACACAUCUCUCAUGCUUUAAUGAGAGGUCCUCUCUCCCGCGAGCUGGUUUCAAUGGGACGUGGACUUAGGGGCGGAGCUCUGCUCAUUACAGGAGCAAAGGGCAGUGGGAAGUCUUGUCUCUCUAGAGCGCUGUGCCUGAAGGCGAGUAAAGAGUUGGAUGCCCAUGUGCAAGUGCUGGACUGUAAGACACUGAAAGGCAAGAGAGCGGACACGAUCAGACAGAGACUAGAAGAGGUUUUUGAGCAGGCGGUUUGGAGGCAGCCUUCUGUGGUCCUGCUGGAUGAUUUGGAUCACGUGACCGGUGCUGCAUCUUCACCCGAGCAUGAGCACGGGCCGGAGGCUGUACUGCGGCAGCACGUCGCACAGAGUCUGAUGCAUUUGGUGGGUGAGAUGGUGAGACGUUCCAGUCUUAUUGUUUUAAUGGUCACAGCACAAAGUGAACAUUCACUUCAUCAGAGCCUGACUAAGGUGCAGGGCUUACAUUUCUUUCAGUGCUUCUGCAAGAUCCCAACACCAGAUCAGGCUCAACGGGUUGAGAUCUUGAGGAAGUUGAUACAAAAGAAACACUUUCAGGACUAUCAAGCAACUCUUGAUUUGGAAAGUGUUGCCAAAGAGACAGAAGGAUACAUGGCACAAGAUUUGAACCUGCUGCUGGAGCGGGCCAUCCAUGCCUACACUAUACACAACAAAAGCAAUGGCAGCACUAAAGGUGAGCUCUAUUAUUAUCAUAAUUCAGUCUUUCUGAAAUCUACUGCAGUUCAUUUUACUCGUUCUACAGAUUUGAGUUAUAAAGACUUCAAACAGGCCCUUCAAGACUUUACCCCACCCUCCCUCUGGGAAGCUCAGCUGCAGGUGCCCACCGGGGCAGGCAUGGAGAGUAUCGGUGGGCUUCACCAGGCACGCCAGCUCUUGAUGGACAUCAUACUUCUACCAGCUAAGUACCCACUGCUCUUCUCAAGUCUGCCCAUCCGCCAGUGCUCUGGUGCGCUGCUUUACGGAGCUCCUGGCACAGGCAAGACCUUGCUAGCUGGAGCUGUGGCCAAGGAGAGCGGCAUGAACUUCAUCAGCAUCAAGGGUCCUGAACUGCUUAGCAAGUACAUCGGGGCUAGUGAGCAGGCAGUUAGGCAUGUGUUUCAAAGGGCUCAAGCAGCUAAGCCCUGCAUACUGUUCUUUGAUGAGUUUGAUUCAUUGGCACCUCGAAGAGGUCACGACAACACAGGAGUCACUGACCGAGUGGUCAAUCAACUGCUCACACAGCUUGAUGGAGUGGAGGGGCUGACAGGGGUGUAUGUGUUGGCUGCUACCAGUCGUCCUGAUCUCAUUGACCCUGCCCUCCUUAGGCCCGGGCGUUUGGACAAGUCUCUCUACUGCCCUCCUCCAGAUCGGGAGGCACGGUUGGAGAUCCUAAAGGCUUUGACUCGCUCUGUGCCGCUGGCUGCAGAUGUGGACCUAGAGCAGAUUGCUGUGGCAACAGAGCUGUUCACUGGGGCAGACCUGAAGGCUCUUCUCUAUAAUGCACAGCUGGAGGCAAUUCAUAGCAGCCUGGGACCCAACCUUCUGCAUGAUCUGGGCUCGGGCUCAGACAGUGACGUCAGCCUGUCUUCCUUAAUUUUCCUGAACCAUAGCAGUGGAUCGGAUGACUCAGCCGGAGAAGGGGACGCAGGGCUGGACCACUCUAUGGUCUUGCUUGACCAAAGCAUGCUUCCACCCGAAGACCCACGUCAGAAUAUCUGGCGCCUUUACUUUGGUAGCUCGUUCGAGUCUGAACUGGACAACCGAUCUUUGUCUGAACUGAAUUCUCUGUGCCUCUCUGGCCCCAAUUCUUCUGCUCCUGACCUAACAGGGGCAUCUGUGAAGGAUGCGAGCUCUUGUCAUGCUCCGGUCUUCAUGUCCUGUGUGAAGGAGGGCUUUCAGGAACUGACCAAUGAGCAGUCAGAGCGCCUCAGAGCAGAGAUCAAUGCUGUAAAGAAUAGUUAUCGCAGAAACAUGGAUGACUCAUCUCUGGUGCAGACUGGUCCCAGUAAACCUGGCUGUCUCAUAUGCCAGGCUCACCUGAUCUCAGCUCUGGCUAGCACUAGAGCAUCUGUCAGCAGAGAAGACUGGAGGAGAUACACUGAACUAUACGAGUCUUUUGGCGCUUUAAAAGAAGGCAGGUCUCAGAACACUGCUUCAUUUAAAGCAGGUCAGAGGGUAACGUUAGCUUAAUGAGAGCUUUACAGUACAUGCAUUUAUACAGCUCAGGGCAUUAGAAUGUGAACUGUUGUGGUUGUCUCCAUUUCUUCUUUGCCUUAAUUGCAAAUGCAGUCUGAAAAACUCAUUGUUGAGUUUAAAUGUGUGAAUGUUAUUAAUAAGAGUGAUUGUAUCGGGAAUUUGACUUGAAAUCAGUAGCACCUACUAAAUAAUGAUUUCAAGAUAAUUUGUGUUAUUAAAUUUAUCAGUGAUGUGUUUUAUGAUUUGCUGCUAUAGGAAAUGUAUGACAUCACAAAUGUAAAUAUGGAAAAUAUGUAAUUAACUUUUUAAUAAAUAGUAUUUGUUAUAAGAAUUUUAAGUGUUAUCUCUGAGCACGCUUAUUUUCAUAAAUGUAACACUUUAUUAGUAUGUAGUACCUUCCUUUUUGACA